Molecule: messenger RNA, 2895 nt
Organism: Apis florea (little honeybee)
Lineage: Eukaryota; Metazoa; Arthropoda; Insecta; Hymenoptera; Apidae
Product: xaa-Pro aminopeptidase 1
Molecular function (GO): metalloaminopeptidase activity
Source: RefSeq, a predicted model, not a curated record
AGUGGGGAAGAAUUAUUUACAAACUUUGAAUCGUUCGACUCGGUCGAACGACAUUCGCGCGCGGUUUUCAAGGAACGAAACGAAACGUGUUUGUUCUUCGAGCGAAACAAUCGCUCGAAAAUCAUUGGAAACGAAGAGUUUCGAGGGGAAGCUCGUCGAACGAUCGACACGCUGCCGGAAGAGGAAGGUGCGCGGUGGUGAUUGGUCCGCAGACUGUCAAAAGAUUCGAAUCCCGGAACGUUUCUUCGGCUUCUGCCGUUCUCCAGUUCCUCCCUUCCUCAACGUGUUCGGUGCUAUUAUUGCUGUGCCGCCUAAAUAUAGUGUCUCGGUGGAAGCAUCGACGCGAUGAAGCAGCCGAUGCAGUGGAUAUUGGUCUACUUCUGGACUCUUGGCUUGACAAAGGCGUACCAUUUUCAAAACGAAAUCGUCGAGCCACUUUUGAAUUACAACGGAGCAAAAAGAUCCCAUUGUCCAGCAAUUGCACACAAACAACCAGCCAAUAGACAAGAUACAUCAUUAAGAUUGAGACAAUUAAGAUCGGAAAUGACUCGGGUCGCUUCCAUUCAAGGACCGCCUCUUGAUGGAUAUAUAGUUACUUCCGAUGACGCACAUCAGACAAUGAACUUGGUUUAUCAUGGCCGCGAGGGCCCUUUGGAGAGUGAUUCUCUAGAUCCUCGUGAUAUGAGAAGAGAAUUCAUCACUGGAUUCUACGGAAGUGCUGGAGAAGCUAUUAUCACUUUGAGCAAAGCUGUAUUCUGGACUGAUGGAAGAUAUUAUAUUCAGGCGGAUCAUCAGCUUGAUUGCAAUUGGAUACUCAUGAAACGUGGUAGAGAAGAUGUUCCUUCUAUAACCGAAUGGUUAAUACACGAAUUUCACAACCAAGCUCUUGUACGUAUUGGCGCUGAUCCAACACUCGUAUCUGCCAUUGAUUGGGAAAUCUGGGAAGAUGAAUUAGCAAAUUCGUCCAUAAGAUUGGUUCCUGUCCGUAACAACCUGGUGGACUUGAUCUGGCAGGUCAAUCGACCGAAUUACAAUCCACAUCCGGCGUAUCCAUUACCGGACAAAUAUUCCGGAAGAGCAUGGCAGGACAAGAUUCAGUCGAUUCGAAUCGAAAUGGAGGUAUCUAAAGCAGACGCCCUGGUCCUCACGGCACUCGAUGAGAUAGCCUGGUUGUUCAAUGUUCGUGGAUACGAUUUGCCACACACCCCUGUUCUUAGAGCGUACGCCAUAAUUACUGGUGAAUCGAUACAUCUGUACACACCACGACACAAGAUUUUACGAUCGGUAGAGGAACACUUAAAGAUGGAUUUUUGCUCGCAUGCAAAUUGCGUGAAAUGGCAUAAUUACACUUCUAUUUGGUACGAUUUACGAACAAUGUCUCAAGCUUGGAAUUCAGUAUGGUUGCCAACGAGAUGCGGUUACAGUCCAGGUGCUUCUAUGGAGAUAUUCAACUCUAUUCCUCCGGAGAAACGGUUACCAAAACCAUCGCCAGUGUUAAGCUUGCGAGCCCAAAAGAAUGAAAUCGAGGCGGAGGGAAUGAGAAGAUCCCAUUUAAGGGAUGCUGUAGCAAUGUGCGAUUUCCUCGCAUACAUGGAGUGGCAAUACGAGUUGAAUUCAGAUGGUUGGGAUGAGAUGCAGGUAGCCAGAUUGGCGAACGAGUUUCGUUACGAACAGGAGAAGAAUAAAGGCAUCUCCUUCCCUACCAUCGCUGGAUAUGGACCCCAUGCUGCCAUUCCCCAUUACGAGCCAAACAAUUUGACAAAUAUUAAAAUUGGAAGGACGUCCACCUUGGUGGUGGAUUCAGGAGGGCAAUAUUUAGACGGAACCACCGAUGUGACAAGAACACUUCAUUUUGGUACACCAACGGAAGAACAAAAAAAAGCGUAUACAAGAGUGUUGAUCGGCGCAAUACAAUUGUCCUCUUUAAUAUUUCCAAGCAAUUUAAAAUCCAAUCAAUUGGACAUCGUCGCAAGAGAGCCAUUAUGGAACAUCGGUUACGACUAUUUGCACGGAACUGGCCAUGGGAUCGGUCACUUUCUGUCUGUCCACGAAUCACCUAUUGGUAUAUCGUAUGCACAUGUUACAACAUCAGAUAAAGUUUGCGGACCUAUUGAAUUAAAACCAGGAUUCUUUUUAUCGAAUGAACCUGGUUAUUACAAACAAGGCGAUUUUGGUAUACGUUUGGAGAACGUCCUUGAAACAGUGGUGGCAGGCAAAAAAGGCUCAGAAAUAUUCUUGAAAUUCAGGGAUGUUACGUUAGUUCCCUAUGAACCAAAAUUGAUCGAUAAUAAUAUGUUAAAUCCGUCUCACAUACGAUGGCUGAAUAAUUAUAAUCGUCGAAUUAGAGAUGAAAUAGGUGCAGAAUUAAAAAAAAGAUUAAGAAUGGAUGCUUUCGAUUGGAUGAUGAAAAAAACUGCAACCAUUCCAGAAAUAAGACGAAUCGACGAAGAAUUGCUUUUCAAUCAUUCACAUUCGACACCAGCUAUAUUCAAAAAAUUCCAUGUAUUAAUUUAUCUUAUUUCUGUAUAUCACAUUUUAUUCAAUCUUCCAGAUAUAUGGAGUUAAUUAAGAUUCAAAUAAUGAACAAAUUAUAUAUAUAUAUAUAUAUAGGGUUUAAAAAUAGUUUAUUUAAAAAGCAACUUGUUUUAUUAACUAUAUUUAAUAUAUGUUAAAAUUAUUUUUUUUUAUACAUUACUGCCAAUUCUAGAUUCAGGUUUUGCAAUCAUUAAAUUCACAAAAUCAUUGAUUAAAAUGAGAUAUUAUCACAGAAAUACAGGAUCUAAUAGGACUUUAUACCCUAUUAUAUUGUAUGUUCUAAAAUAUCUAUUUAAAAUAUAUAAAAAUUGCAUCGAAAUUCUAUUAAGAUUUUUAAUCAUUAUGUUCAAGCAAUAAAAU